GAACAAGAAACUCAUAUUGAGAAUAACCGUGAAUCAGAAUUUUCAGAAUCUGAUAAAAAACUUUUAAACACUUUUCAUAAAAUAAUGGCGAAAACUAGAAAUAAGUAUUGCCCAACUUGUGAAAAAUAUUUUCUCUCUAUAAUUCUCUAUCAAG
Racocetra persica is the source of this 154-nucleotide messenger RNA. Lineage: Eukaryota; Fungi; Glomeromycota; Glomeromycetes; Diversisporales; Gigasporaceae. The record is from the annotation of a GenBank genome assembly.